AUGGUACCAGUCGCCACUGAAGGCUCACAUCCUCACUCCCAGGGCUUUGCUCGCCCUCGGAUCCUCGUGCCUGAGAAGGUGUCCCCUGAUGGCCUGGCUAUGCUCACUCCCCACUUUGACGUCGACAACGCUGUUGGCCUUUCCCCUGAGGAGCUCAUUCGAAAGAUCCCACUCUACGAUGGCUUGAUUGUUCGUUCUGAGACCAAAGUGACGGCCGCUGUCCUCCAGGCCGGCCGUAAGCUCAAAGUCGUAGCCAGGGCCGGAGUCGGCGUCGACAACAUCGAUGUCGGUGCUGCUACCUCGCAGGGCGUCAUCAUCGUCAACUCGCCGGCAGGGAACAUUGUUGCCGCUGCCGAGCACACCAUCGCGCUGCUUCUGGCUACUGCUAGGAAUAUAGGUAGAGCUGAUGGCACCAUCAAGGAAGGUAAAUGGGAGCGGAGUAAGCUUGUGGGCAUUGAGGUCGGUAGGAAGACCCUUGGCAUCAUCGGCCUAGGCAAGGUUGGCCUCAAGGUUGCCAGGAUGGCGAAGGGUCUGGGAAUGAAAGUGAUAGCUGUCGACCCUUAUGCGAGCGCCGACAUUGCCUCUCAGGAAGGUGUUGAGUUGAGACCCAGUCUCGACCAUAUACUACCCGAGGUUGACUUCUUGACUAUCCACACUCCUCUGCUGGCCACCACGCUGGAUCUACUUAGUGAGGAGGAGUUCAAGAAGAUGAAGAAGACGGCACGAGUUCUCAACGUCGCGAGAGGCGGGGUCUACAAUGAGGCUGCCCUUCUCAAGGCAUUGGACGAAGGCUGGAUUGCAGGAGCUGGCCUCGACGUGUUCACAUCUGAGCCCCCGACGGCGGACUCAGUCGCUGCCCAGCUGACGAAACACCCAAAGGUGGUUGCGACACCUCAUCUUGGAGCAUCUACCGUGGAGGCGCAGGAGAAUGUCUCCAUGGACGUCUGCACUCAGGUCCUCGAGAUUCUCCGCGGCGGCCACCCGACGAGUGCCGUCAACGCACCCAUCAUCCUGGCCGAGGAGUACCGCAAGCUCCAGCCCUCAGUGGAGCUGGUCGAGAAGAUGGCCAAGCUGUACGCGCAGCACUACGUGGGCGGCAAGGGAGGCAUGAUGGGGGGCCGGAAGUUCGAGCUGAUAUACCACGGCGACCUCGCCACCAUGCCCAACACCAAGCCCCUGUUCGCGGCCCUGGUCAAGGGUCUCCUGGCCUCGUUCAGCACCUCCCACGUGAACAUCGUCAACGCGGCCCUCAUCGCCAAGGAGAAGGGCAUCAUCGUCAGCGAGACCUACGCGAGUGACACCAAGAACCUCUUGUUUGCCAACAUGGUCACGCUCCGGGCCCACUCUAACGGAGAUGACGGGGAGCCGGUCACGGAACAGGUCAUUGAGGGAUACACGUCUGAUCAACGAGGUUUCAUCACCAAGCUCGACCGCUUCAACGGCACUUUCGAGCCCGAUGGAACCCUGAUCAUUCUGCACAACUAUGACCAGCCCGGAAAGAUCGGGGGUGUCGGAAUGGUUCUCGGGGAGCACGGCAUCAACAUCAACUCGAUGCAGGUGGCCAGCUUGGAUCCUGGCCGGACAGAGUCCAGGGAAGCGAGGAAGCGAGGUGCCACGGCAGAUAACGAGGCCCUCAUGAUUUUGGGCGUGGAGGGGCCCGUCAACGGGCAGGUGGUGGAGGACCUGAGGCGCUCGGAGGGUGUGUUGGAUGUCAGUCUCGUGAGGCUGUAG
Molecule: messenger RNA, 1731 nt
Organism: Clonostachys rhizophaga
Lineage: Eukaryota; Fungi; Ascomycota; Sordariomycetes; Hypocreales; Bionectriaceae
Source: the annotation of a GenBank genome assembly